Fraxinus pennsylvanica is the source of this 300-nucleotide messenger RNA. Lineage: Eukaryota; Viridiplantae; Streptophyta; Magnoliopsida; Lamiales; Oleaceae. The record is from the annotation of a GenBank genome assembly.
AUGCGACGCCGGCGACAUGGAGUUGGAAUUGAUUUGCCAACAAUUGAAGUCCGGUUUGAGAAUUUGAAUAUUGAAGUAGAAGCUAAUGUGCGAGGCAGGGUUUUGCCUACCUUUAUGAGAAGGGAGAUUGCAGUCCUGGUUAUUGCUUGUGGGGCUGAUAAUAGAAAUGAAAAUGAUGAAGCAGGAAUGAAUGAAUCAUGGUAUAGCUUGGUUUGUUUCAUUUUUGUGGCUGAGUUGGUAGUAAUAGAGCAGGAGCAGUUAGUUCAUGGAGUUAUCCAUUUAUUAUUAUCCAUAUUUUAA